Cooperia oncophora is the source of this 432-nucleotide messenger RNA. Lineage: Eukaryota; Metazoa; Nematoda; Chromadorea; Rhabditida; Trichostrongylidae. The record is from the annotation of a GenBank genome assembly.
AUGGUUUACACAUCUCAUGCAUUAAGGUACUCUUUACCCUCAGGCGGCUUCUUCAUCUUUCCUUUCCAAGACCUUAGUUAUAGGGAAGGUAUUCGAAUUUAUGGGGACGAUGAUGGCUUACAUUUUCAUUUGAAUCCUUGCCCUAUCGAGAAACGGUCGCGGAAAAUCAGUCAGAAAUCUGAAGAAAUGCUUUUACCCGGUAAACCUGAUGUGGAACCAAGUUCACGGCUACAUACAGUUCCUGUGGAAUCGCCCACGACAGCACUGAAAGAAGAUGACGAGUGGGAACGGAAUUUUUACGAACGAGUGAAACAUGAUUUUACUGUUCCUGCCUAUUUCAAGACUACUCUCGGAAUUCUCGUAGCCAACAAUCAAGAUCUCCGGAAAGAAAGGGCCUUCCUCCACAGUCAUCUCAGUCAAUCUCGCCCGUGA